AUGCGCUGCCCCAAGUGUCUUCUCUGCCUGUCAGCUCUGCUCACGCUCCUGGGCCUCAAGGUCUACAUCGAGUGGGUGUCCGAGCCUCACCUUACGAAGGCCUACCCAGGUGCCCGGAGCACCCCACCAGACCCCACGCCAGCCAGCUUUGAGCCCACCCUGCCUGCCAACCUCUCCGCUCGCCUAGGCCAGACUGGACCGCUGCCCUCAGCUUACUGGAACCAGCAGCAGUGGCGGCUGGGGACCCUGCCCAGUGGGGACAGCGUGGAGGCAGGGGGCUGCCGGGCUUGGGGGACUGCUGCCUCCAGUGAGAUCCCGGACUUCACCUCCUACCCCGAAGACCUCCGCAGCUUCCUGCUGUCAGCUGCCUGUCGGAGCUUCCCACCGUGGCUGCCUGCGGGAGGUGGUGGCCAGGUGGCUAGCUGCUCAGCAACGGGUGUCCCCUACCUGCUGUUGGCUGUCAAGUCGGAACCAGGGCGCUUUGCACAACGACAGGCCGUGAGAGAGACCUGGGGCCAUGCGGCUCCUGAUACCCGGCUGCUCUUCCUGCUGGGAUCUCCGGUGGGUCGUGGGGGGCCCCACCUGGGCUCGCUGGUGGCCUGGGAGAGCCACCGCUACAAUGACCUUCUGCUCUGGGACUUCUUUGAUGUCCCCUUCAACCAGACACUCAAGGACCUGCUGCUGCUGGACUGGCUGGGCCACCACUGCCCUGACGUGACCUUUGUCCUGCACGUUCAGGAUGAUGCCUUUGUGCACACACUUGCCUUGCUGGAACACCUGCGUGGCCUGCCUCCUACCUGGGCCCGAGGCCUCUACCUGGGUGAGGUCUUCACCCAUGCCAAACCCCUGAGGAAGCCCGGAGGACCCUUCUAUGUGCCCGGGUCCUUCUUUGAAGGCAGUUACCCAGCCUACGCCAGCACGGGUGGCUACGUCAUUGCCGGACGCCUGGCACCCUGGCUGCUACAGGCAGCGGCUCGAGUGGCACCUUUCCCCUUCGACGAUGUCUACACAGGCCUAUGCUUCCGGGCCCUGGGUCUGGUGCCUCGGGCCCACCCAGGCUUCCGUACAGCCUGGCCAGCAGACCGGCCCUUGCAGGCCUGCGCUCUCCGGGACCUGCUGCUGGUGCGGCCCCUCAGUCCCCAGGACAGCAUUCGGCUCUGGAAACACCUGCAGAAUCCACAGCUCCGGUGCUGA
This is a messenger RNA of Chrysochloris asiatica (Cape golden mole), 1194 nucleotides long. RefSeq names its product UDP-GlcNAc:betaGal beta-1,3-N-acetylglucosaminyltransferase 8 (gene B3GNT8). Bases 1 to 1194 code for a protein of 397 amino acids. The record is from RefSeq and is a predicted model, not a curated record. Gene Ontology annotation, molecular function: protein N-acetylglucosaminyltransferase activity. Gene Ontology annotation, cellular component: membrane. NCBI's taxonomy places the organism in Eukaryota, Metazoa, Chordata, Mammalia, Afrosoricida, Chrysochloridae. The transcript has a single exon.